Phalaenopsis equestris is the source of this 2246-nucleotide messenger RNA. RefSeq names its product putative pentatricopeptide repeat-containing protein At1g17630. The transcript has a single exon. Gene Ontology annotation, biological process: RNA modification. Gene Ontology annotation, molecular function: RNA binding; protein binding. Lineage: Eukaryota; Viridiplantae; Streptophyta; Magnoliopsida; Asparagales; Orchidaceae. The record is from RefSeq and is a predicted model, not a curated record. Bases 58 to 2100 code for a protein of 680 amino acids.
GUACGCAAAUUUUUCUCUGGCCGGGCCAUACAUGCCACCAUCUAUCAUGCAUGCUUCAUGUUCGUCCCCUCCUCCCUCGACCUCCUCCUCCGUCGAUGCAUCACCCCUCGCCAAGCUAACCAAAUCCAUGCCCUCAUCCUCCUCUCCGGCCAUCAACACUCUCCCUUCCUCUCCGCCCGCCUCAUCUCCAUCUACUCACACUUCAAACUCCUCUCGCCCGCCAUCUCCGUCUUCCUCUCCGCCCCCUCCCCUACUCCCUCUAUCCUCUGCAACUCCAUCCUUCGUUCCCUUCUCUCUCACUCACUCUCCUCCCAAGCCAUCUCCCUCUAUCGCCGCGCCCGCACCCUCAACCUCAUUCCCGAUGGCUUCACCUUCCCCCUCGCUCUCCGUGCUUGCAGUUCUCUUUUCGAUUCCUCCCUCUGCGCCGCCGUCCAUGCCCACGCCGUCACCAUGGGCUUCGGUAAUCACCUACAUGUCGCCAACGAGCUGAUACUGAUUUACGGACAACUUUGUCAAUUGGACCUUGCGCGCAAGGUGUUUGACGGAAUGCGUGUUCCGACCGUGGUAACUUGGAACAUCCUUGUUUCGGGUUACUCGAGAAACCGGGAAUGGGGACAUGCGCGAAAGGUGUUCGAUCUUAUGCGAACUAGAGGACCGAUGCCCAAUUCGGUUACGUGGACAUCCCUUUUAUCUGCGUAUGCUCGGUGCCAGCGGCAUAAUGAGGUGAUAGAGGUCUAUGAUGAUAUGAGGGAAUGUGGUUGUGAGGCCACCGCUGAGUCGGUGGCCGUGGCUUUAUCUGUUUGCCCUUAUGUUGAUAGCAAUGGAAGCUGUCAUGGAUUGGAGAAAGGGAAGGAGAUUCAUGCUUUUGCUAAAAGGAGCGGUUUUGAGGGGUUUUCUUUUGUGAGGAACUCAAUUUUAUGCAUGUAUGGGAAGCUUGGAAACAGUAGCGAUGCAGAGAAAUUGUUUUCUGAGGUGGAAAUGAAGGAUUUGGUGUGCUGGAAUGCACUGAUCUCAAGCUAUGCUGCUUCUGGUCUUUGCAAUGAAGCUUAUGAGACAUUUCACCUGCUCCAGGAAGCAGGGGAGCCUAAGCCCAAUGUGGUGAGCUGGAGUGCUAUGAUAGGAGGUUUUUCAUUCUGUGGAAUGGUUGAGAAAUCUGUGGAACUUUUCCGGCUUAUGCAGAGAGAUGGCAUUCAGUCCAAUUCAGUCACUCUGGCCACUAUUCUAUCUGCUUGCGCGGAGCUCUCAUCAUUGGACUCAGGUAGAGAAAUCCAUGCUCACUCCAUAAGAAGCUUUAUGGGUAGUAAUAUUUUAAUACAGAACGGGCUGCUGAAUUUGUACACUAAGAGUGGGGGUCUCAAAUAUGGAUGUUUGGUUUUUGAAAGAAUAAAAGGCAAGGAUUUGAUCACCUGGAACUCAAUGAUUAAUGGCCAUGGGAUGCAUGGAUUGUGCAAUGAAGCUCUAAGUACAUUCAGAAGCAUGGUUAGAGGUGGGAUGGAGCCAGAUGGGAUCACAUUUGUUGCAAUUCUCUCUGCUUGCAGCCAUGCAGGGCGAGUUGCUGAGGGGCGAGAACUGUUUGAUUUAAUGGUUAAUAAGCAUGGAAUUUCACCUGGUUUGGAGCAUUAUUCAUGCAUGGUGGACCUUCUAGGCCGAGCUGGGCUGAUAAGAGAAGCGAGCGAGCUUGUAGAGAAGAUGCCUAUGAGACCCAAUGCUUGUGUUUGGGGUGCUUUGUUGAACUCUUGCAGGAUACAUGGGAACACAGCCGUGGCAGAGGGUACUGCUUCAAGGAUGUUUGGGCUUGAAGAGGAGACUUCUGGGAACUGCAUGUUGAUCUCUAAUAUAUAUGCAGCAAUUGGGAAAUGGGAUGAAUCAGCAAGGGUUAGGGUUAUUACUAGGGAGAAAGGGAUUAGGAAGAAUCCAGGGCAGAGUUGGCUUGAGGUGAAGAAGACUGUGCUUGUAUUUUCAGCUGGUGGUUCUUUGCCUCCUGGUGCAGAGGGAGCUUAUGAGGUAAUGGAAGAUUUGAAUAGGCAUAUGGAGACCGAGAACCAAGUGGCAAGUGAUUUCCUUUUGUUGGAUUGGGCGGAUGAAGAAGUAAUGGUAUGAAUAUUUUAUAUUCUUUUAAAUUUAAGGAGAUCAAAUAGUCAUUGGAAGAGCAAUUUUAGAUGUGAAGGAAACUGGAAAUAAAGGAUUCAUGAGUAUGUUAGGUUUUUUGAUAAAUACAAAAUAUUAUGCCAUGGUAUUUGUAAAUU